Messenger RNA from Dictyostelium purpureum, 851 nucleotides. RefSeq lists its product as uncharacterized. The coding region runs from base 316 to 690 and encodes 124 amino acids. Gene Ontology annotation, molecular function: nucleic acid binding. The record is from RefSeq and is a predicted model, not a curated record. The transcript has 2 exons. Lineage: Eukaryota; Evosea; Eumycetozoa; Dictyosteliales; Dictyosteliaceae.
AGCACUUUCAUUAAUAAUAUUGGUGAUAGUAAUAGCAAUGGUGAUAAUAAUUACAAUGGUGGUACCAAUGGCAACUCUAAUGGCGAUAGUAAUGAUGAUAUUACUCUUGGUAUCUUAUCAAAUACUAGAGGUAAAGCACAGAAAGGUAAAAAGGGUUUAUCUAGAAUUGAAUCAGAUGAUGGUAAACCAUUAUCAAUUCACCAAGCUAGAAUUAAGCAAAGAAAAGAACAAAGAACACAACAAGUGACCGCUGAUGAAAGUACUAUUGUUAGAAUCGAAUCAAUAAGAAAUACUAUCGAUACAAGAUGCUCAUUAAUGAUUAGAAAUAUUCCAAAUAGACUACCUCAACAAACUUUAGUGGAGAUUUUUAAUGAAAAGUUCCCUGAUUCAUUUGAUUACUUUUAUUUACCAAUUGAUCCAUAUACUAAAGUAAGUUAUGGUUAUGCUUUUAUUAAUUUCAAAACCUAUAGAACCAUUAUUAGCUUCUAUGAAUAUUUCCAUCACAGAAAAUGGACCAAUUAUUAUUUCCAAAAAGUUUGUGAAAUGGCUUAUGCAAGAUACCAAGGUAGGGUUGCUUUAAUUCAACAUCUUAAAAACAGUGCUAAUCAAUAUAAAAGAAAUACAGCUAUUAUUUAUAUUGACGAAGGUAACUUUAAAGGUGAAAAACAUUUAAACGAAGUUAAUUUAUAAAUUUUUUUUUCCAAAAAAAAAAAAAAAGAAAAAAAAAAAAAACAAAAAGAAAAAAAGAAAAAGAAAGAACCUGUACUAUACAAUCAACAAAUUUUAAAAAAAAAUAAAUUAUCUUUAAAAAAAAAAAAAAGAAAAACAAAUUAUCUUUUUUUUUAUACAAA